Messenger RNA from Aspergillus candidus, 1108 nucleotides. Its product is annotated as thioredoxin-like protein 1. Lineage: Eukaryota; Fungi; Ascomycota; Eurotiomycetes; Eurotiales; Aspergillaceae. The transcript is spliced from 3 exons. Bases 51 to 1058 code for a protein of 335 amino acids. The record is from RefSeq and is a predicted model, not a curated record.
CUUCACCCCUCCAACCUUCAACAGCCUCACCACCAUACACACCCACCACGAUGUCAUCCAUCACACAGAUCAGCUCGAAAGAGCAAUUCAGCUCUCUGCUGACUUCGUCUAAAUUCGUUGUCGCUGAUUUCCACGCAGACUGGUGCGGACCAUGCAAAGCCAUCGCCCCCGCCUACGAACAGCUCGCAUCGCAGCUCUCCCGCCCCAACCGCAUCACAUUCACCAAGAUCAACGUCGACGAGCAGCAAGAGAUAGCCAAAGCGUAUAGCGUUACUGCAAUGCCCACCUUCAUCAUCUUCGAACGCGGCCGCCCCGUCUCCACCGUCCGCGGCGCAAACCCCCAACAACUCUCCCAAGCCGUCCAGAAACUCGCCUCGGAAGCAAGCAAGCCCGACGAAGGCGGCGCCAGCACAGACUCCAUCGCCGGCGGAGUCGGCUGGCUGGGUGCGCCCGUGCCGCGCGGAUACAGCGAUAUCACAGACCAGUACGAUCCCAAGGGCCUGGAGCUGCUGAAUCGGGAUAGCGAGCAUGCUGGACCGCGGACGCUGCUGGAGCCGGGGAAGCCGUCUGCUUUGGGAGCCAAGGGGAAGGGCAGUGCUGGGAAGACGCCCGACUGGGUGGAGAGCGAUACGGACGAGCAAUUGAUGCUGUACGUGCCGUUUCAGUCGACUGUCAAGGUGCACUCUCUACAGAUUACGUCGUUGCCGGGGGUGCAGCAGGGUGAGGACGAAGAUGAGGAUGAGACGCCGAUGCGCCCCAAGACGAUUCAGCUCUAUGUCAACCGGUCGCAUGUGCUCGGGUUCGACGAGGCGGAGGAUAUCCCUGCCGUGCAGACGGUGACGAUCCAGCCUGGGGACUGGGACAAGACGACGGGGACGGCCAAGGUCGAGUUGCGGUUUGUCAAGUUCCAGAGCGUGACGUCGCUGGUGAUGUUCUUUGAGGAUGGGGAUGGAGACGGGGAGAAGUUGCGGGUUGACCGGAUUAGGAUUCUGGGUGAAGCCGGGGACAAGAGGGAGAUGGGCAAGUUGGAGAAGAUUGGGGAUGAGCAGGGAGAAUAGAUAUUCUCAGUCCGCUGUCUAUCAUACAAGCAUACAAUAUCACUAUCAAU